GCUAUGAAAUCCUGCAAUUUCACCCACACUACUUUCAUUCUUAUUGGCCUCCCAGGACUGGAAGCUGCCCAGUUCUGGUUAGCCUUCCCUCUUCUGACCAUGUAUGUUGUAGCAGUACUGGGCAACUGCAUGGUGGUGUUCAUUGUGAGAACAGAACAAAGCCUUCAUGCCCCCAUGUAUCACUUGCUUUGUAUGUUGGCAGCUGUUGACCUGGCCCUCUCCACUGUCAUCAUGCCCAAGAUGCUUGCUCUAUUCUGGUUCAAUUCUCAAGAGAUCACCUUUGAUGCGUGUCUUGCCCAGAUAUUCUUCAUCCCUACUUUUUCAGCCAUUGAGUCGACUGUCCUUUUGGCUAUGGCCUUUGACCAUUACAUGGCUAUCUGUCACCCACUUCGGCAUGGGGCUGUGCUCACCAAUACUGUUCUGGCUUGGAUAGGCACAGUAGCUGUGAUUCGGAGUUCCUUUUUUUUCUUACCAUUUCCACUACUCAUCAAGAGGCUUCAUUUCUGUGGUUCAAACAUCCUUACCCAUUCCUACUGCGUGCAUCAAGACGUGAUGAAGCUGGCCUAUGCUGACACCAUGCCUAAUGUGGUUUAUGGGUUAACUGCCAUCCUGCUCGUUAUGGGUGUUGAUGCUGUGCUCAUCUCACUCUCUUACUUCCUGAUAAUAUAUGCCAUACUACAGCUGCCAUCCCAGACAGAAAGGGCAAGGGCCUUUGGAACAUGUGUCUUACACAUUGGUGUGGUUCUGACAUUUUAUGUGCCACUAAUUGGUCUAUCUGUGGUGCACCGCUUUGGGAAUAGCCUCAAUCCCAUUGUACAUGUGCUCAUGGGUAAUGUCUACCUAUUGUUGCCCCCUGUCAUCAAUCCUCUCAUCUAUGCUGCCAAGACCAAGCAGAUCCGAUUCCGGGUACUGGCCAUGUUCAAGAUUACAUGUGAGAAGAAACCUCAGACUGUUAGAAGUAGUUGACAUCUACUAUGUUCAUAUCCUAUGCCGACACAAUGUCUUCCUCUAAACCACCUAAAAAUCAUAGCUCAUUUAAUGAAUUACCAUAUUCUUUAGUGGUUUCAUCAGAACCAUUAGAAUAGUACAGUAGAAAGGGCAUUAACUCUGACGUCACAAAACCCGAGA
This is a messenger RNA of Monodelphis domestica (gray short-tailed opossum), 1128 nucleotides long. Its product is annotated as olfactory receptor 51E2-like. Gene Ontology annotation, molecular function: G protein-coupled receptor activity; olfactory receptor activity. Gene Ontology annotation, biological process: G protein-coupled receptor signaling pathway. NCBI's taxonomy places the organism in Eukaryota, Metazoa, Chordata, Mammalia, Didelphimorphia, Didelphidae. Gene Ontology annotation, cellular component: plasma membrane. The record is from RefSeq and is a predicted model, not a curated record.